Messenger RNA from Schistocerca piceifrons (Central American locust), 630 nucleotides. Its product is annotated as phosphoacetylglucosamine mutase-like. The transcript is spliced from 2 exons. Gene Ontology annotation, biological process: UDP-N-acetylglucosamine biosynthetic process. Lineage: Eukaryota; Metazoa; Arthropoda; Insecta; Orthoptera; Acrididae. Bases 1 to 630 code for a protein of 209 amino acids. Gene Ontology annotation, molecular function: phosphoacetylglucosamine mutase activity. The record is from RefSeq and is a predicted model, not a curated record.
AUGAAGGAGCUUAUCCCACUAAUAGAUGGACGCCUAACAAUCAAACCAUACAAUAAUGCCGAAGGCAAGCUGAAUUAUCACUGUGUAGCAGAGUUUGUGAAGGUAGAGCAGCAACAACCAACACAAGAAUUUGAUAUUGGUGCAUAUUUUGAAGCAAAUGGUCAUGGAACUGUGCUGUUUGGACAGAAAGCUGUUGAGCUUAUAAUAAAAGCUGCUGCAGAUUCUAAUAAUAAUGCUGGACAGCAACUCCUUGUAAACAUGAAAAUAAUCAAUCAAGCAACUGGAGAUGCACUAUCUGACCUUCCGCUAGUAGAGGCUGUGCUAAGUGCUCGCGGAUGGUCUGUUAUGGACUGGGCUGCAGCCUGUACAGAUUUGCCUAACUGGCAACUCAGGAUCACUGUCAAGGAUCGUAAUUUAAUGAAGACUGUUGAUGCUGAGCGGAAAUGUGUAUCACCUUUGGGUCUUCAAGAUAGAGUGGAUCAGCUUGUAUCUCAGUACCCCAGUGGAUGGGCUUUCGUUCGGCCUUCUGGCUCAGAGGAUGAUGUCCGUGUUUAUGUUGAGGCUGAUACUAGAGAAAAUUGUGAUAAACUGGCUCAGAAAGUAGCUGAAGCUGUUUUAGAAAAAUUGUGA